Molecule: messenger RNA, 3965 nt
Organism: Anarrhichthys ocellatus (wolf-eel)
Lineage: Eukaryota; Metazoa; Chordata; Actinopteri; Perciformes; Anarhichadidae
Product: ectonucleoside triphosphate diphosphohydrolase 7-like
Exons: 14
Coding region: 223-2040 (605 amino acids)
Biological process (GO): CTP metabolic process; UDP catabolic process
Cellular component (GO): Golgi apparatus; membrane
Molecular function (GO): GDP phosphatase activity; UDP phosphatase activity; ribonucleoside triphosphate phosphatase activity
Source: RefSeq, a predicted model, not a curated record
UUUGCGACCGCUUCCUCGUCUUCUUCUUCUUCUUCUUCUUCUUCUUCUUCUUCUUUCUUUUCUUUGAAAUAAUCUCAUGAUGAUAACAUCGUUUCUGUCGAAGGACUACUUUACCUGACGGACUGUGCUGUCAUGGCGGAGGUGUGAGGCACGUGUAGGAGAAAAGCCACGACCAUGAGGUGACGUCUGUGACAUCUUGAAUCAUUUCUCCCACCGGCACAUAUGGCGAGGAUCACUUUUUCCUGCCUGCCGGCCUCCUGGUACUGCAGCGUGUCCCUGCUGUCUCUGGGCUGCGCUCCCAGGCAGAGGCUGCUGCUGCUCUUCAUCACCUCCGCCCUCCUCCUCCUGGGAACCUACCAGAGGCAGCUGUGGAGCGCGGGGCCGCGGCGGCCCGGGUCCCGAGUCAACAAAUACCUCUCCAUCGCAGAGUCCAUGGAGGUCACCAACGUCUUGGACCCGGCUCUGAAUUAUGGGAUCGUGGUGGACUGUGGCAGCAGUGGCUCUCGGGUCUUUGUGUACUACUGGCCCCCCCACAACGGGAACCCUCACACGCUGCUGGACAUCCGACAGAUGAGGGACCGCGACCGCAAGCCGGUCGUCAAGAAGAUCAAACCCGGUAUCUCCACGCUGUCCAACACGCCGACGCAGGCCAGCGACUACCUCCACCCUCUGCUCCGCUUCGCUGCCGCUCACGUCCCGAGGAGCAAACACAAAGAGACGCCGCUCUACAUCCUCUGCACCGCUGGCAUGAGGCUGCUGCCCGACAGCCAGCAGGCGGACAUCUUGGACGACCUGGUCACUGAUGUUCCCCUGGAGUUCGACUUCCUGUUUUCCAGCUCCCAUGCUGAGGUCAUCUCUGGGAAACAAGAAGGAGUGUAUGCAUGGAUUGGCAUUAACUUUGUGUUGGGCCGCUUCGAUCAUGCUGAUGAAGAAGACGCGACAGUUGAGGUGACAACGGGGUCUCAGAACCAGCGGCCAAUCAGCAGGCGGCGCACAGUGGGCAUCAUGGAUAUGGGCGGAGCUUCACUGCAGAUUGCCUACGAGGUGCCGAGCGCCAUCACCUUCACUUCACCACAAGAAGAGGAGGCAGGGAAGAGUGUCCUCGCUGAGUUUAAUCUGGGCUGUGACGUCGAGCACACGCAACACGUCUACAGAGUCUACGUCACCACCUUCCUCGGCUUCGGGGGAAACAUGGCGAGGCAGCGAUACGAGGACCAGCUGAUCAACAACACGCUGGCAAAGAACAGGUUUCUCACCACGCAGACGGGCCUGAGCGAGGACCAGCCGUACCUGGAUCCCUGUCUGCCGGUCAGCCUGUCGGACACAGUGGUGAAGGGCAACCGCACGGUGUACCUGAGGGGUCAGGGCGACUGGAGCCGGUGUCGAGAGGCCGUGCGACCUUUCCUGGGCCUCCACAACGGCACCAUGUCACCGGGGGGCGUCUACCAGGCUCCCAUCAAUUUCAGCAACAGUGAGUUCUACGGUUUCUCAGAGUUCUUUUACUGUAUGGAGGACGUCCUGAGGCUGGGAGGACCGUAUGACAGCCACAAGUACUCCAGAGCUGCUACGGACUACUGCCUCACCAAGUGGUCGAUACUGAAACAGCGUCUGGACAACAAGCUGUUCUCUCAGCAGGCCGACGUCUACAGACUCAAGCUUCAGUGCUUUAAGUCGGGCUGGAUGUACGAGGUGCUGCACUCCGGCUUCCGGUUCCCAACCGACUACCCGAAUCUGAAAACGGCCCAGCUGGUUUACGACAAGGAGGUGCAGUGGACUCUGGGAGCCAUCCUGUUUAAAACCCGAUUCCUGCCUCUCAGGGACCUGCGGCAGGAAACCCUGCGACAGAACCAGAACCACCCCAGCUGGCUGCGCUCCUCCUUCCUCUACAACCACCACCUGUUCUCGCUCUGCAUCCUGGUGGUGGUGCUGGCCAUCCUGCUCUACAUCCUGCGCCUGCGGAGGAUCCACCAGCGGGAGCAGCGGCAGGCCGAUGCCCUGAACCUCCUCUGGGUCGAGGAGGGAGAGGCCCUCCUCGCCUGAGAGGCCGCGUUAUAGUACAGCUGACGAGUGCGACGACGGAGGACGGAUGAGGAACCUGGAGAUUACUCACCAGAUGCUCGCUUGGCCACUUUAUUGAGAAACAGCCGAGUACAGAGAGUUUUAAUGAGCCGGGAAAUCAAACUCCUCUGUAUGUUCUUUGAUCUGGCAGCUUCAAACUCAGAUCCCUUCUCAGACCGGAGAGACGUUCUCUGUGUUCACUUUCUUCUGUGGAAAGAAGAAAGGAAUCAACUCGGCACAACAGGAUGGAACAACUACCAUCGGGGUGUUUUGUUUUAAUUGUGAAGAAAAGUGAGUAAGACAAGUACGUGUGUGUGUGUGUGUGUGUGUGUGUGUGUGUGUUAGGUUAGGUAGUAAUAUGGGACACAUUUUAAAAUACACAAAUACUGUAUAUCUACACAAAUAUCCCUAUAACUAUCAUCAGUUAGCUUCCCAUUUGAUCCAAAGCCAUGUUUUUAUUUAUGUCAGUUAGCCUGGAUUCAGUGGGGGGGGGGGUGUAUCUCACCUGAGGGACAGAGGUGGUUCAUCAUAAGAAGAUGGAUUUGUAGACCAUUCACACCCAUGCUAAAGGCACAUAAGAAAGAAAUGCAGCUCAAGUGGUUCCAACGGGAUUCAUGUGUUUUAUAUUUAAAAUAUUCAUGUGGGAGAAAAGUAAGCGCAACACCUGCUAGCAGCGCGGCCGUGGACUUAAUUUAAUGUUAAAAUUAGAUAUCAGCCGAGCUUGUUAAUGUUAAAACCUGCGUUAAUGUUAGCCAGCAUGUUUAGAGUUAGCUGUGACAUAACUGUUAGCAUGCUAAUGUUGGUUAAUUUAUCUUAAGGUACAGCUGAGUUCAACGAAGUGUAGCUGAGCUUAAAAUGACCACUGUUCAGGGGUUCAGGUGACCACUUAUUUUUCUCUACAUCUGUUCUUCAUACGAGUGCGUCAUGUGAUCUUUGAGUAUCUUCAUCUGGUGACGCAUUUGAACAUUCCUCUCUGCAAACAAGAGAGAGAAGAAGCUCUCAGGUUUUGGUUCACCUUAAAUCUCUCUUUCACUGUAUUAAAUAUACUCCUCAUCAAUACGGUUAAAACCAGACCACCACCGCUGUCCUGCCAAGACCUCCGAUCCAGCUCAGGUGUUGAUCCGAGGGAAGCUGAGAUGGAGCGGAGAGGUCUGCUCAGUGUUUGGCUGAGCGGGUGCUGAGAGCAGACGAAGGCCUGCAGGCUCCUGAUUCAAACAGAUGCGCUCCGAUCUGAUCUGAAUAAAGAUCCACGGACAAAUAGAGAGAAGGAAACCGGUCAAAACGGAUGCUUGGAUGAAGCAAAAAAAAGUAUAUGUGAGAUGUGAAUGUGUGGUUUUUAAAAUGAAGCCAUUUUGAGGAAAAAAAGCCACAAAAAAGAGGGUCCAUUGUUUUCAGUUUUAUGCAUUUCAUAUCUGUAAAUGAAGCCAGUUAGUUUUUCUUUGGGAGUCUUUUGUUAUGUGCUGAGGGUGCAGCUCUGCAGCAAACCAUGACGAUGCAAAUAUGUGUCUGAGAAGCAAACUUCUAGAGAAGUUGAAUCAUGUGUUGAUCCCACAGUGGGAGUUUUUUGUCGUUGAUUUGUUGUUAACCUCCGUCUCCUCGUCUGUACUUCAAAAACACACUUCCUGCACCGGUUACAGGAGUCUACAGCAGCCACGGUGUGACGUUUAAAAUCACUUCCUUUGACCUCGUUGUGAGGUGUCCAGGCUUCCUGCUGCUCCUCUGAUGUUUUUGACUCCUGACCUGGGACCAGUGGUGGACUGUGUCCUCCCAGAGCUGGGCAUUGUGCAAUGUUUAACAGGGAUUCACUGAAGGGGACUUUUUAUUUUCGUUUUUAAAUUGAGGUACCUUUUUAACAUCAAUGUGAAUAGAAACUAUUCCAAUAAAAGAUCCUUUUUGUAAUAAAAAAA